Messenger RNA from Polychytrium aggregatum, 3320 nucleotides. Its product is annotated as Man1-Src1p-C-terminal domain-containing protein. Gene Ontology annotation, molecular function: DNA binding; chromatin binding. The record is from RefSeq and is a predicted model, not a curated record. Bases 90 to 3119 code for a protein of 1009 amino acids. Gene Ontology annotation, cellular component: nuclear inner membrane. Lineage: Eukaryota; Fungi; Chytridiomycota; Chytridiomycetes; Polychytriales. The transcript is spliced from 2 exons.
CCUCCCAUCAUCUGCCCAGCCGUCUUGGUCCUGUUCACCAACCCCGAUCUCUGUCGGCCCAGGCAUUCCACGCACAUACAAACAGCCUAAUGGAGUCUAACAGCGACCUGCUCGGAGAUGCUCUGCCAGAGUACCUCGCCGAGAAUUUCGAUCCCAGCAAGCUUUCUGUGCCGGCGCUCUCAUCCCUGCUGUCCCGCGAAGGUGUUGUGCUGCCCCCAACCAAGCAAAAGAAGGACGUCUACAUCCAGCUCUUCAACAACCAAAUCGCAGCCAACCGGAAGCGCCUCAUCGACAGCCACAGGAAGAAGUUGGCCAUCCAGAAGGACAUUCAGAAGCGCAAGCGUCCGUCGGAAGCCUUUUAUACCGUCCCAGCCUCGUCCAGAGAUCACAUAUCGUUUGGCAAUGUCCGCGACCAGGACCAACCAGUCGAUGAUACAGAGCGGGCCUUGGAGCUUGCGAGUUCCUCCCUCGUUGCCGUUUCAGUCGACUCUCAGGAUUCUGACUUUGAUGAAUUUGUCGAAGAGUCCGAGGACGACUCCACCGCGGUCGAGGCUCACUCCGGCCCGCACACACCCAACCACAGAGGCUCUCCCAAGAAGACCAGCGACAUUUCAUACGAUAACCCCUUCCAAACUCCUCCAAAGGCGACUCCAUCGUCGGCGUCUCGGAGAAAGUCCACCGGCGCCAUCUCAAACCCUCCGUCCGCCAACCAGUCGGAUGUCGACUCAGAUGUUGCCAUGCUCAAGACGCCCAAGAAGAAAGUCCGUGCGUCGUAUGCCCCUGGAGCGCAUCGGCCUGCGUCGACUCGGCCGCUGCAAAUUGCCGCAAACCCGUCACCGCAGCCGUUCAACUUCCGAGCUCACACCCCAAAGGUGACUGUGCCAAGUUUCUCGAACACAGACGAGCCCCCGCCGUUUGACUCGGCCCCCCGCGGAUCUGCAAGUGCCGUGAGCGCUGCACAUCCGCACGCCUCCGCUGGCCCACAUUCUGCCAGGCCUUCUGCAUCGUCUCGUCGAAAGUCUGUCAACGACUUCCGAGCAAAAGGCUCCUGGACCGAGGAUCCUCAGCACUCGGCUUCUCGCCGAUCUCUGGACCAGCGCUCGGUUGUGCUGUCGGCAUAUCACGAGAUCGAUACCAUCGACGAAAUCGAGUCUCUUGACACUUACGAGGGCCACAUCGCUCUCGAGGAUGCUGCUGCCUUGGGCGAACCGGACACAGUGGAUGAUUCGCCGGCGGCGAUGGAGGCGCACGCCCUCCCGGCCACCAUCCGUCCAGGGAGAAAAACAAUGGAUCCCAGUCUACUUGCCGAGCACAGCUCCCAGUCCAGCUCUGUGGCCAGCGUCAGGCGCAACUCAUCCUUUAGCGAGCUGUCCAAGACUCCGAGAAAAUCGCUGGGCGUCUACACCCGCUCGACCGACGGAAUCGAUGGCCCCCUGGUCGCAGCCAGAUCCAACGCCGCUAGCUCCCCUACCGCACCAGGCGAGGCUGUUUCUGGACUCAAGAAACGGGCUCCCGCACCCACGACCCCGCCGGCAGCUAAGCACAGUGUGGCCGAGGCCACCACGGACGAUGAGCGCCCCAAGCACGCCCACGCCGCUGGCGAGGCUCCCGCGACACCCAAGCCUCCCAAAAAGAAAAAGGCUGGCAGGCGCAGCUCGGUGCGAAGAAAGGAUACCACACUCCCACCCAAAGGAUCUGGGCUCUGGAUGCUCUGGUUGGCCCUGGCCGUGCUGCUCGGAUACGGCUAUUUCGACUGGCGCAACGGUAUCGAAGGCGACAUGGGCUACUGCGGCCCCAACAAAGAAGAUCAGCGACCCAGCUACAAAGGCUACAAUCCAUUUGGAUAUGCCCUGCCGACCUGCAUCCCAUGCCCGGAGCGUGGCACCUGCACCGAGAGCAACCUUCUGGCGUGCGAAGGUGACUACUAUCUGGCUCCCAACUGGGUCACUUCUGUUGUCGGCACCCGGGGCUUGAUUUACUCGCUCCUGCCUUUCCCCUGGACCGAGCCCACCUGCAAACCCGACCUCAAGAAGAUAGCCAAGGAACAGAAGGAAGUCCAGCAGAUCCGUAGCAUGACCAACGCUCUGGAGGAGAUUGUGCGACGAUGGACUGGUCAGUUUGAGUGCAAACGGAUCCUGCAGAUCCGCAGCGCCCUCCACUCGCCCAAGAAACAAGACCCCCAUCUCUCGGCUGAAGGCAACAUUUGGUCCGAGGAUGGUAGACACGUGCUUGGCAUGCCGCUGUCGACCGCCAAGAACAGCCUCAAGGCGCUCAUUGGCACUCGCUGGGACGAUGUCCGGUUCGAGGAGCAGUGGAAGCUUGUGCUCAAGCGAAUCAACACGACCGAGUGCCUCUUUGACGCUCCGCCGCGGCCUGAAUCAGAGUCGGCUGCGUCGACAUCCGUGACUUCAGCCACGCCAGCAUCCAGCCCGACCCUCACCGACGCCAAGACCAAGCCGGAGGCAGCAGUAAUCGAUUCGGAUCUGUCCUGCAUCUAUGCCAACCAACAACGCAUGCUCCGAUCCAGCAAGCCCCCGAUCAUGCCCCUGAGCUGCCGCAUCAGUAGAAGUUUGCUGGACUGGAUCUCAAAACACUUUCUGGAGCUCUCCGUGGCCGGUUUCACGAUCUUUGGCGUUGCCUUCUAUUGGGGCCAAGCGCACUAUGCUCGACAAGAGUCCAAGAUGAUCUCGGAGCUGGUCGACGAUGUGCUCGAGGCGCUCCACCAGGAAGGUGACAAUCACUUCCGAGAUCCCGUUCGAUAUCCCAUCCCCGGCCUCAGCACCAACCAACUUCGCGACCACUUUCUGCCCGUCCACAAGAAGCUCGGAUCGCCGUCUCUCGGCCGCAGCGAGAGCGCUGUUUCUGAUGGGGAGGGCCUCGAGUCUCCCUCGGCUCUGGCGUCGAUGAUGAACAAGAAACGGUUCAACUUGGAUCCACAGCAGCGCCAGAAGGUUUGGAUCAAGGUUUCUGAGAUGGUCCUCCUCAACUCGAAUGUGCGCGAGACAAGCAUGGACAUAUGUGGCGAGCAGCACCCGGUCUGGCAGUGGAUCGGCUCACAAGCCCUGGCUCCCAAGAAAGCCAUGAGCAGUAUCGGCACGGGCGGCCCCUAUGAGCUGUAGGGGCUCAACAGAUCACUCGCCUGCCUUUGGCGUUCCAAACCACACAAGGCACCACCGCACGAGAACAGUGGCCCCGAUGGCGCCGAUGCCACAGCACAUGCCUCUGCACCCCUUCAUCAACAUCAAAUCCAACCACUCCACUCUUCACUUCAUUCUGUACUCCUAACUUUCUUUCAUUCGCUCAUUGGGCCAGCUUGGCUG